AUUUGGCGCAUGCGCAGUCCUCGCUCUACAUGUUUGAAGCAGAAUGGCGGUGCUGCUGGAAACAACAUUAGGAGACAUUGUGGUGGAUUUAUACACAGAGGAAAGACCUAAAGCUUCCUUAAACUUCUUAAAGCUCUGUAAAAUCAAGUUCUACAACUACUGUCUCAUUCAUAAUGUCCAGAGAGACUUUAUCAUUCAGACUGGUGACCCUACAGGCACUGGACGAGGAGGAGAGUCAGUGUUCUGUAAGCUGUAUGGGGAUCAGGCACGCUUCUUUGAUGCAGAAAAAGUGCCCCGAAUUAAGCACAGGAAGAAGGGAACAGUUUCGAUGGUGAACAACGGCAGCGACCAACAUGGCUCUCAGUUUCUAAUCACAACCGGGGAGAAUCUAGACUACUUGGAUGGUGUUCACACUGUGUUUGGGGAGGUAUCAGAGGGCAUGGAUGUUUUGGCCAAAAUUAAUGAAGCUUUUGUGGACAAGGAUUUCAUACCUUUUCAGGACAUCAGAAUAAAUCACACAGUCAUUCUGGAUGAUCCGUUUGAUGACCCCCCAGGUCUGCCUGUCCCAGACCGAUCUCCUGAGCCCACUAAAGAACAGCUCGAUAGUGGGCGUAUUGGAGCAGAUGAAGCGAUAGUUGACGGAGAAGGAAAAGAUCAAGAGGAGCUUGAUGAGUUAAUAAAAGAUAAGGAAGCAAAGACACAAGCUAUUCUGCUGGAAAUGGUAGGUGACCUGCCUGAUGCAGAUGUCAGACCUCCAGAAAAUGUGCUGUUUGUUUGUAAGCUGAACCCAGUCACCACUGAUGAGGACCUGGAGAUCAUCUUCUCUCGCUUUGGCACAAUAGAGUGUUGUGAGAUCAUCAGAGACUGGAAGACGGGCGAGUCUCUGUGCUACGCUUUUAUUGAAUUUGAGAAGGUGGAGGACUGUGAGAAAGCAUACUUUAAGAUGGACAAUGUGCUGAUUGAUGACCGACGCAUCCAUGUGGACUUCAGCCAGUCUGUUUCCAAAAUCAAAUGGAAAGGAAAAGGAGGAAAGUACACUAAAGAUGACUUCAAAGCCUAUGAAAAAGACCUGGACAACAGAUCCAAACUGGCUCUAAAAGACAAAGUCAAACCCAAACAAGACUCCCGUUAUGAGCUUCUUCUAGAUGAGGAAGACGAGGAGCAAGUGGAAAGGAGAGAUGAUAGAAAGCAGCGAGAGAAGAGGAAACAGUCAGAUGAUGAUGACUACCGGAAAGGAAAGAAAUCAAAGGAUGAAGAUGAAGGGCGAAGAGACCGGAAAGAAAGCAGGCAAAGAUCACGCUCCAGAGAAAGAGAACAAGAGAAAGAGAGGCAUAGAGACAGGGACAGAGAGCGAGACAGAGACAGAGAGAGGGAAAGGGACAGGGACAGUCACCACAAACAUGGUAAGCACAAGGAAAAGAGUCACAAACGAGAUCGCAGUCGCAGCCCAAAGAAGUCGAAGGACAAAGAACGCAGCAGACAUCGCUGAGUUUGAGUUGGUGACUUAACACUGACGUGACCCAGAGACUUUACACUGAUUCUCAUAUAAAGUGAAGCUGUGCUUAAACAUCACCUUAUUUUUGUACAUUGUGUGAACAUUUCAAAGAAAAAUGGAAUAGUACAAAUGGUACCACAUGAUAAGGAAUAAAAUCUUAAAUUUAUGUACAUUGAA
Messenger RNA from Astyanax mexicanus (Mexican tetra), 1672 nucleotides. It is a transcript of the gene ppil4, whose product is annotated as peptidylprolyl isomerase (cyclophilin)-like 4. The coding region runs from base 44 to 1489 and encodes 481 amino acids. The record is from RefSeq and is a predicted model, not a curated record. Gene Ontology annotation, molecular function: peptidyl-prolyl cis-trans isomerase activity; RNA binding. NCBI's taxonomy places the organism in Eukaryota, Metazoa, Chordata, Actinopteri, Characiformes, Acestrorhamphidae. The transcript is spliced from 13 exons. Gene Ontology annotation, biological process: protein peptidyl-prolyl isomerization. Gene Ontology annotation, cellular component: nucleus.